GAUUGUUUGUGUUGAGGCGCUGAUGUUGACAGGCGUUUGGUUUGACAGCCAAAAAGUCGCAAAACCGCAUUUGUAUCGUGCACACAUCGAAUAGCACACAGUUUACCAAAGUGAAACAAAAGUAUUAAAAAUCCCCAAUUCCAAAGUGAAUAGUGAAAAAAGGACGUUGAAUCGAUGCAAAUUCGGAUUAAAUGAAAAAAAAAAUCAAUUUUCAUCGUAAAAAAGUAGCGAAAACAUUUCGCAGAAAUUGCAUUUCAACCAAAAUCCGUUCAAUCACGGGCACACGAAUCACGAACACGAAACCCAUACAUACAUGCAAACAAACCGCUGCGAAUAGGCAUUUUAUGCCAUAAACAUAACCCAACUACAUAUGCCAAAAAGGUAGUUUAAUAACAAACUAGCAUUCACGUCCCGCGCACGAAACACAGCAAAGAAUGAAAUCAAGUGCGGAAAAAGGCGAAUUUUGUGCAUAAAAACCGAAAAAUUUAGUAAAAAAAAAAUCAUUUAAAUUUGUAUCGAUGAAUAGAGCGAUGAAACAUUUGUACAGAGUCCGCUUCCAUUGAUACAAAUAUGAUUUAAGUAUUUCGACAUAACAAUCGGAAAUUUUUACCUCGCGUGAGUAUUCAAACGAAUUUUGUAACACACAUAAAGUGAUCCGGAUUCCCGGGGCCAAUAAAAACUAACAAUGGCCAGCACAAGUACGAUAAAUGCUGCUUCGGUAGCUCAAGUGGAUGCGGCCCAAAUGAACACAUUCCGCAGCUAUGUGACAAUGCUGGGCGAUCCAACGGCAAAAGAUGAAAUCAAAAUGAAGGCGGCUCAAGAGCUCAGCGAAAACUUCGAAUUGAUUACACAGUGCAGUGGCUUUCAGCUCUUCCUAGAGCACUCAAUGAAGAUUUUCAUUAAAAUCUUACACGAAGGAGAUCCAUUGUUUAUAUCAGAGUACAAUUUACAGCAGGUUCGGAAAUUAAUUUUAGAAAUGAUACAUCGAUUACCGACAUCGGAAAUUCUCCGUCCAUAUGUGGCUAGCAUUUUGUCACUGAUGUUAAAACUACUGCAAACUGACAACGAAGAAAAUGUGCUCGUGUGUUUGCGUAUCAUUAUCGAACUACACAAGCAAUAUCGGCCACAGUUCAAUCCCGAAAUUCACAUGUUUUUAACGCUGGUCAAGCAAAUUUAUUCCGAUUUACCGAAGCAUAUGCCAAAAAUAUUUGAACCACGUCCACCGAUCCGUGUGAAAGAUCUAAAAGAUGUGAAUUUAGAGCAAUUGCUCAACGAAACGUACACAAUCACACCGAUUCAAGUGGAGAAGAAAGCCGGCGAAAAUACCACCGCCAAUUAUAAUCUCAUACCAAAGGGUAUAUUGUCGUUGAAAGUAUUGCAGGAGCUCCCAAUUAUUGUCGUACUCAUGUACCAAAUAUACAAACAGUACGUGCAUCAAGAGGUGUCUGAAUUUGUGCCGUUGAUCAUGACCACAAUUUCGUUGCAACCAUCGCCAAUGGUUCGUAGCCAGCCAUCGUUCAACAAAGAAGUGUACGUAGAUUUUAUGGGCGCACAAAUUAAAACCCUAUCAUUUUUGGCCUAUAUCAUCCGGUUGUUCCAAGAUGCGAUCGUUUUGCAUGCACCGGCCAUGGUCAAAGGAAUGAUUGGUUUAUUGCAAUCCUGUCCAAAGGAGGUAGCUCAUCUGCGAAAGGAGCUCCUAAUCGCUGCUCGCCACAUUUUGGCCACCGAAUUGCGAAACAAAUUCGUCGGUUCAAUGGAUAAACUGUUCGAUGAAGACCUACUGUUGGGACGCGGUUGGACAACACAUGAAUCACUUCGACCACUUGCCUAUUCAACGCUUGCCGAUCUCGUGCAUCACGUACGGCAACAUCUAAACAUUCAUGUUUUAGCCAAAGCCGUACAUUUAUUCUCGAAAAAUGUCCACGACGAAUCACUCCCGACGAGCAUUCAAACCAUGUCGUGCAAAUUGCUGUUGAAUUUAGUCGAUUGCAUUCGGCAGCGCAGCGAAGCCGAAUCGUCAACAGCUCGAGAUUUACUCAUCACCAUGCUUCGGAUAUUUACGCUAAAAUUUUACACAAUUGCAAAAAUUCAGUUACCACAAAUCGUGAGCAAAUGGAAAACAAUGAAAACAGAGAGUGGAAAUGCAAGUAGCGGUGCCACACCACCGUCGACCGCAACAACACCAGCGGCUGCAACACCAUCGACUUCAACACCAUCAACCACGACCGCACCUGCAACACCGGCCGCAACAACUGAAACACGCGAUCCAAUGUCAAUGGAAUUGGCUGUGGCCGAUCAAACGUCCAAGUUAAGCAGCAUCGGUAUCCCACCGCCAACCAAUUUAAAUGUGGCCGAAUACCGAAGUCUGGUCAAAACACUGGUGUGCGGUGUGAAAACAAUCACAUGGGGCUUGGCCAGUUGUAAAUCAUCAUUUAAUGAGGCUACCGUUCAAGGUACACAAUCGAAAAUGUUCCAGCCCAAAGAAAUUCUAAUGUUCAUCGAUUUGGUGCAUUGGGCUUUGGAAGCACUGGAUAUCUAUACGAUUAAUGCACCGGGAAAUGGAGGCGCUUGUACACAAGUUGCCAAAACAACCGGCCAACAAUUGCCCGUGCCACGGUCGAAAGAAGAAAAAGAAGUUUUAGAGCAUUUCAGUGGAGUGUUUCUGAUGAUGCCCAACCAAAAUUUUCAAGAGAUUUUCGCCUCGACUGCCGAGUACAUGGUGGAGCGAAUUUACAAAAACUCCGCCCUUCAAGUGAUUGCCAACUCAUUUUUGGCCAAUCCAUCGACAUCGCCUCUCUUUGCCACCGUUCUAGUGGAAUAUCUGCUCGAGCGCAUGGAAGAAAUGGGCUCCAAUAUUGAACGAUCAAAUCUAUAUCUACGGUUAUUCAAAUUAGUUUUCGGUUCGGUUAGUUUGUUCCCAGCUGAGAAUGAGCACAUGUUGCGGCCACAUCUGCAUAACAUUGUAAUUCGUUCGAUGGAGUUGGCGAUGACUGCCAAAGAGCCAUACAAUUACUUUUUGCUACUUCGUGCACUGUUCCGUUCGAUUGGUGGUGGCAGUCAUGAUUUGCUGUAUCAAGAAUUUUUACCAUUGUUGCCCAAUUUGCUUGAAGGAUUGAAUCGUUUGCAAAGUGGUUUCCACAAACAACACAUGAAAGAUUUAUUUGUCGAAUUAUGCUUGACCGUUCCAGUGCGUUUGUCAUCGCUUCUACCAUACUUGCCCAUGUUGAUGGAUCCAUUGGUAUCCGCUCUCAAUGGUUCGUACACACUCAUCAGCCAAGGUUUGCGUACACUUGAACUGUGCGUUGAUAAUUUACAACCAGAUUUCCUGUACGAUCACAUUCAUCCGGUUCGUGCCGAUUUGAUGCAAGCUCUAUGGCAUACACUGCGUAAUCAAGAUAGUGCCGCUCAAGUGGCAUUCCGUGUGUUGGGCAAAUUUGGUGGUGGCAAUCGUAAAAUGAUGGUCGAACCACAGCGUUUGGAAUAUAACGAAAAGAAUGCGUUGACAACGGCAAUUGUUGCCCAUUUCACUGAUCAUCAAAAACCAAUCGAAUUUCCAGUGGAUAAGGUCAUCGAAACGGCAUUCAAUGCACUGAAAAACAGUUCAACCGAUCCAUUCUAUUGGCGUCAAAGCUGGGAAGUCAUUCGUUGCUAUUUGGCCGCUUCACUAUGCUUAGAGGAUGACAAACACACGCUGCAAAAACUGUUUAUGCAUAACACUUUCUUGGAGGGAAGUAUCGGCACAUCACCAGGUCCACAUUAUAAAUCACCGGAUGCACAAGCACGUCAAACGCAACAGACUGCAUUGACUGGAAUGUUUGUGGCCGCUGCGACAAAGGAGUUGAGACAAUACGUUCUGCCGACAAUGGUGGCCGUUGUUCGUCACUACACAAUGGUUGCAAUCGCUCAACAGGCCGGACCAUUCCCAUACAAACAUACAUAUCAAGUGAGCAACGGUUUGGAUCCAUUGAUUUUGAUCGAUGCACUUGCCGUAAUCAUGGGCCAUGAAGAGAAGGAACUGUGCAAACCGGGCCAUUUGGCAAUGGUUUUGAUACUGGACACAGCCACAAAUAUCAUGGGAAAUAAAGAACGCGCUUGCCGUUUACCAAUGAUGCAAUACUUAGCAGAGCGUAUGUCAUCAUUAUGCUACGAACGACCGUGGUAUGCAAAAAUGGGCGGAUGCACUGCAUUGAAAUUCCUGUAUCAACACAUGGCCAUGCGAUGGUUGUACCAGCAUUUGUUCGUAUUCCUCAAGGCGUUCAUGUUUGUGAUUAUGGAUUUGGCGGGUGAAGUGUCGAGCGGUGCGAUCGAUAUGGCAAAAACCUAUUUGGAACAAAUGCUCACCAUUACGAUGGUGCCACUUGGAAAGGAUUAUAAAAAUGAAGAAUUGGUAACGACACAGAACAAAGCCAUUUAUGAAGUGGUUCAAGAGCUGGUGCGACAAGUAACCAGCCCAAAUUCAAUGGUACGCGAGCAGGCAAUGUCUUCGCUGCGAUUGAUUGCCAAUGCACAAGGUAAAACAAUUACCGAAGUGAUGAGCCCACAUCGUGAAGUACUGGCUGAUAUUAUUCCACCGCGAAAACACUCAUUGCGACACCAACCGUGCAGCGCACAGAUCGGUUUGAUGGAUGGCAACACAUUCUGCACAACACUCGAACCGAAAUUAUUUACACCGGAAAUGAUUGGCGACUAUGACAAGCUCUGCUUCCCCGAACUGAUAACGCUGUGCAACGCCGACGAUGCCGUUCUCACCAAAUUGGAUUGCUACAAAAAUGUCACCAAUUUGAUUCCACUGCGGAAAAGUGCAUUGAAAACACUCACCGCAUGCCACUAUUUGGCUGAUGCCUCGAGUCGCGACAAGAUUUUGGCACUUCUGCUGAAAUCACUCGAAAAGAAUAACACCGAACUUCAAGAGACCGCAUUCGAGUGCCUACAGAAAUUCCUCUCGGUUUACACCAUUGACAAGGAAAUUAUUCACUCCGCUAUGCGACCAUUACUGCUGACGCUGGGCGAUUAUCGAAAUUUAACGUUGAAUGGAACGAAACGUUUAUCAUAUUUGACACGAUUAUUCCCGUCAAUGUUCAAUGAAAAACUGUGCGAACAACUGUUGCAGCACAUUUGCAAAAUGCUUGAGAAUUCGAUAACGGCCAAUAAAGGGAAGAACUUCCUCGCCAUUGCUAAAACGGGUGAUAAUGAGCAAAAAGUGGCCACUAUUUUGGGUAUAUUCCAUCAAAUACCGGCCGCAACGAAUAAAUUCAUCGAAACAUUGUGUCGACUGAUAUUGCAAACGGAAAAGAAUCUUAUGAUCGAACCAUCGUGCCCGUUCCGUGAGCCGUUGGUCAAGUUCCUCCUUCGAUUCCCGGGCGAUACAAUUGAUCUUUUAAUGAACGAUAACAACAUCAAGGAUCAACAAAACAAUCGAUUCGUUAUUUAUCUGCUGAAACAUGAAAGUGGGCUGAAAUUCAGAAAUGUCAUGCAAACCAGAUCGAACCGCUUGAUUCAAUUGAUUCUCUGCAAUCCAUAUGAUGGAAUCGCUACUAUUCAAAGCCAAGUCAUUCUGGCUUCACAUGAAGACCGUUACGAAGCACAACAUCAAGCUGUUGUCGUAAUUACAACGCUCAUUGAGUUCGAUGAAAACUGGAUUGCCGAUCAAACUGAAUUGGUCAAUGCACUGAAAAAUAUUUGGCAAACCGAUUUGUAUAAGAGUUGUGAGACAAAUGUAGCCUGUGAUCUUUGGCAUUUGAUUUCGAAAAUUUUCCUAAAAUACUUUACACAUCACACCGAUGACAUCGAUUUACUGUUCAUGCUGUUGCGAGCAUUAUGUCUACGUUUUAUACCUGACUUCCAGUUUCUUCGUGACUUCCUCUCGAACACUGUUGCUCAGAAUUACACGGUUGAUUGGAAACGCAAGGUGUUCUUCCACUUUGUGGACAAUUUCCACAAUCCAGCACUAUCGCAAGAGCUAAAAGCGAAAACUUUAACCACAAUUUUGAUACCAUGCUUUGCGGUGAGCUUCGAAAAGGGUGAAGGUAUCAAAUUGAUCGGUGCACCGCCAUCACCAUAUCAAGAGGAUGAAAAUAAUGUUGUGUCUGUGUUUAUCAGUCGUGUAAUCGAUCCAGAUAAGCCAUUUGAAAAUGAUGACGCUGUACGAAUAGCGUUGUUGCAAUUCGCAUGUUUGCUGGUGGAACGAGCAUCGCCACACAUUCACGAUGGCGAUUCGAAUAACAAGCGUCAGGGUAGUAAAUUGCGUCGUUUGAUGACAUUCGCUUGGCCAUGUUUGCUUGGCAAAAACUGUGUUGAUCCAUCGGCACGGUAUCAUGGUCAUCUGUUGCUCAGUCACAUAAUCGCACGCCUUGCAAUCCACAAGCGAAUUGUGCUGCAAGUAUUCCAUUCGUUGCUCAAAGGUCAUGCAAUCGAGGCUCGUGCUGUGGUGCGUCAAGCACUUGAAGUGCUAACACCAGCGAUGCCAUUGCGAAUGGAAGAUGGUCACACUAUGUUAACCCAUUGGACCAAAAAGAUCAUCGUCGAAGAGGGACAUUCGAUGCAACAAUUAUUCCAUAUUUUGCAAUUGGUUGUGCGUCACUCCAAGGUUUACUAUCCAGUUCGACACAAUCUCGUGCAACACAUGAUCACAUCGAUGACAAUGAGCAACAGAGAAAGAAAUUGGCCGUUGACAGCAGUGGAUCAACACCAACCGCCGCAGGUACAAGUCAAUUGACACCAGCCGCCACCAAACCGGAAUCACUUGAACCCAUCGAAAAGCAUCACUGCGAUACGGUUAUUAAUUUCCUGUUCCGUCUGUCGUGUCAAGUGAAUGAUACAUCACCAACACCGGGAGCCAUGACGCCUGGUGAAAAUCUAUCACGUCGUUGUGUUGCUCUCUUGAAAAUGGCACUGAAACCAGAAGUGUGGACGCAACCGAUCGACUUGAAAUUGCACUGGUUGGACAAGGUGUUUAGCAGCGUUGAAAGUUCACAGCCAAACUAUGGAAAUAUUUGCACGGGCCUGGAGCUGUUGACAUUCUUGCUCGGUGUUUUGAAGAAAGAACAAAUCCUAUCCAUUUUCCGUCCAUUACAAAAGGGUUUAUCAGCUUGUGUAACAUGCUCAAAUACACGAGUAACACGGCUUAUGCAUGGAUUAUUAUCACGGUUGAUGGGUCUAUUCCCCACCGACGCAUUCCACAAACACGAAGAACUCGAAGUGUUGUACGCAACCAUCAGUAAAAUGAUCUUUGAAGGGUUGGCCACAUUUGAAAAGAGUCCACAAGCAAAUCCAUCAUCAUUGUUCGGAACGUUGAUGAUUUUGAAAGCCGCCUGCAUGAAUAACCCAAGUUACAUUGAUCGAUUGAUGAUGCCAUUCAUGCGAUUACUGAAUCGAUUGACCAAGGAACAUUUAACUGGAUCACCACAACAUCAAGCCGCUCAACAAGCCGAUGGCACGAACAGUGGUUCACUUGCACUAGAAUUGCUCAUCUUGUCAUUGGAUCUGGUGAAGAAUCGUGUGGUGGUGAUGGGCGUUGAAAUUCGUAAACUUUUCAUUGGCGGCAUUUUGGUCGGCCUCAUCGAAAAGAGUUCCGAGGUCAAAGUGAUGAAAGCCAUCGUCAAAAUCAUCGAAGACUGGAUGAAGAACAAAAACAGCAGUGUGACUGUAACACAGGCGCCAACAUUACGUGAAAAAUCGAUUCUAUUGGUAAAAUUGAUGCAUUACGUUGAAAAGCGAUUCUCCGACGAUCAAGAACUGAAUGCACAAUUUUUGGAGCUCAUCAACUACAUUUACCGCGACGAUCAGUUGAAGCAAUCGGAAUUGGUAUCGAAAUUGGAAUCGGCAUUCUUGAGUGGAUUGCGUUGUAAUCAGCCAACGAUUCGAGCGAAAUUCCUGGAAAUAUUCGAUGGUUCAAUGCGACGCCGGCUACACGAUCGAUUGCUUUACAUCGUUUGCUCACAGGCCUGGGAUGCAAUUGGCCAACAUUACUGGAUCAAGCAAUGCAUUGAACUCUUGAUUUUGACAUCAAACACUUCCACUCAAAUUCGAAUUGCAAAUGAUACGCAUUUGUUGCCCAGCAUUUCAUCGGUCAUCAACCUGACCGAUUCGGAGGAGAAAAAAGACUUUGUAAUCUACACACAAAUGCACAACGAUCAACCAGAUGUAUUCGAUAAUAUCGAAGAUAAAGAGGAUAAUUUUGAUAUGGACAUGAAUGUUGAUUUGAAUAUUUCACGCCGUGAAGAAAGUGAACGUCCGAUAACCAAUCGAAACGCGGCCCUAGUCAAAUUGAUAAGUCGCCAAGCGGAGUUUUUGGAAGCAAAUCGAAAAGUUCGCACUGAACAAUUCCUUGUGGCCACUGCACAAUUGUGUCACAUGGAUACAUCACUGGCUGAAAGUGUAUGGCUGUCGGUAUUCCCACGAAUGUGGUCGAUUUUAGAUGAAGGUCAACAACAAUCGCUCGUCCGUGAGAUGGUACCAUUUUUAUCAUCCGGAACGCAUGUCGGCCAAAAGGAUUGUCAUCCAACGGCAAUCAAUACAUUUGUCGAAGCAUUGUCACGAUGCCAGCCACAGGUUCAUUUACCGCCAAAUCUAAUGACAUACCUUGGCAAAGCGCACAAUUUGUGGCAUCGAAUGACACUGAUGCUCGAGGACACGUGCAACGAAUGGCCCAACAAACAAGAACAAUUGGCUGAAUACUCUGAUCCAGAUCACAUCACCGAUUACGGUUCUGGCGAGAUGAGCAAAGCGGCUAUUUUCGAUCCAUUAUCACAAAUGUAUUCCGCUUUGCAUGAAGAAGAUUUAUGGGCUGGUCUGUGGUUGAAAUAUGCAAAAUACCAGGAAACCAAUCAAGCCAUUGCCUAUGAGCAAAUGGGAUUCUUUGAAGAGGCACAAGGUGCAUACGAUUUAGUCAUGACAAAAUACAAACAAGAAGCAGCCAGCGGACCAACACCGAUCGAUAUGAACAGUGAACUUCAGCUGUGGGAAACGCAUUGGUUGCGCUGUGCAAAGGAGCUCAAUCAAUGGGACAUCAUUUUGGAUUACGCAAAAAUGCACAAGGACAAAAAGUCAUUUUUGAUAAUGGAAAGUGCAUGGCGCGUUCCAGACUGGGAUGUGAUGAAACAAGCACUGAACCGCGUCGAACACGCAAGCCCCAAAAAGGAUGGAUACAAAGUGAAUUUGUAUCGUGGAUUUUUGGCCAUUCUCAAUCCCGACGAACAACAUUUGGCAUCCGUUGAACGUUACGUUGAGAUAGCGUCCGUGUUUUGUAUGCGUGAAUGGCGUCGCUUGCCACAUAUUGUGUCACACAUUCAUUUGCCGCUUUUGCAAGCCGCUCAACAGAUUAUGGAAUUGCAGGAAGCGUGUCAAAUUCAUCAGGGUUUGCUACAAAGCCGCAUUUCAUCGUUGCAUGACAUGAAAGCUAUCGUGAAGACUUGGCGCAAUCGAUUGCCAGUCGUUGCCGAUGAUCUAUCACAUUGGAGUGACAUAUUUACAUGGCGUCAGCAUCACUAUCAAAUAAUCACUUCACACCUGGAAAAACAGCCCGAUGUUGUGACGAACAGCAAUCAAAGUAUGCUGGGCGUUCAUGCUUCGGCACAGGCCAUCAUUCAUUUCGGUAAAAUGGCACGAAAACACGGUUUGACCGGAGUGUGUCAGGAUACGUUGUCACGGAUUUAUACCAUUCCAUCGGUGCCAAUUGUUGAUUGCUUCCAGAAAAUUCGGCAACAAGUCAAAUGCUAUCUGCAAAUGGCCGCGAUCAGUGGACGCGGCGAAUUGGCCGAAGCGCUUGAGGUGAUCGAAUCGACGAACUUGAGAUACUUCUCACGUGAAAUGACCGCUGAAUUUUCCGCAUUGAAAGGAUUAUUGUUGGCACAGAGUGGCAAUUCGGAGGAGGCGAACAAAGCAUUCAGCGCAGCCACACAAAUGCAUGACACAUUGAUCAAGGCAUGGGCAUUAUGGGGAGACUAUUUGGAACAAAUAUUCACAGUAGAAUCGCGGCAAAUGCAUUUGGGUGUCAGUGCGAUUAUUUGCUUCUUGCACGCAUGUCGACAUCAAAAUGAAAGCAAAUCGAGAAAAUACUUGGCCAAAGUACUUUGGCUACUUUCGUAUGACGAUGAACAGUCUUCACUUAUGGAAGCCCUUGAUAAAUACGCCGUUGGUGUGCCACCACUUCAUUGGCUGCCAUGGAUUCAACAGCUACUUUGCAGUUUGGUUCAGUACGAAGGGACGGCCAUUUUGAACUUGUUGAGCCAGGUUGGUCGAAUGUUCCCACAAGCUGUCUAUUUCCCCAUUCGAACGUUGUACCUAACGUUGAAAAUUGAACAACUUGAAAAGGCGAGAACGACAAAGAAAGCCAGCGAUAAACCGAACGGAGCUGAAGGUGGUCAACCACAAAGCACGAACCCAAGACCGAUCCGUGCCACACCACCAAUGUGGCGUUGUUCGAAAGUGAUGCAUGUUCAACGUGAAAUUCACCCGACCAUUUUGAGUGCGUUGGAAGGAAUCGUCGAUCAAAUGAUAUGGCUCCGUGAAAAUUGGUACGAAGAAGUGUUGAGGCAAUUGCGACAGGGUCUCAUCAAAUGCUAUGCCAUAGCGUUUGAAAAUCGUGGCACAGUCAAUGAGGCGAAAAUCACACCGCACACGCUGAAUUUCGUCAAGAAAUUGAUUGCAACAUUUGGCAUUGGAAUUGAGAACAUUUCGAAUUCGGCGGCAUCGACCGAUGCCAAAGAUCCGUUGGCAAAGCGAGCUCAAGCCACCGUACAAGAUCCAGUGUUCCAAAAGAUGCGUGGACAAUUUUCCAUUGACUUUGAAUUCUCACAGCCCGGCGCAAUGAAACUGCAUAAUUUGAUAUCAAAACUGAAGAAAUGGAUCAAAGUGUUGGAGGCAAAGACAAAACAAUUGCCAAAAUCAUUCCUAAUCGAAGAGAAAUGCCGAUUCCUAUCGAAUUUCAGUCAGAAAACAGCUGAAGUUGAAUUACCGGGCGAACUAUUGUUGCCACGCCAUUCACACUAUCACAUCCGCAUCGCGAGAUUUAUGCCACGCGUGGAAAUUGUUCAGAAACAUAACACAGCCGCUCGUCGUUUGUUCAUUCGCGGAACAAAUGGCAAGGUCUAUCCAUAUUUGGUGAUUAACGAUUCUGGAUUGGGCGAUGCACGACGCGAAGAGCGCGUUUUACAGUUACUUCGAAUGCUCAAUCACUAUUUGGCCAAACAAAAAGAAACAUCACGUCGAUUCUUGCACAUAACCGUACCACGAGUGGUUGCCGUUUCACCACAGAUGCGACUAGUUGAAGAUAAUCCAAGUAGUUUAUCACUUCUCGAUAUCUUCAAGAACGGUUGCGCCAAGCUUGGCAUCGAACAUGACGUGCCAUUGGCACGGUAUUACGAACGAUUGGCCGAUGUACAAGCUAGAGGCUCACAGACAACACACACAGUAUUACGUGAUAUCCUACGAGAAGUUCAAACAUCCAUGGUACCGAAAACCAUUUUGAAAGAUUGGGCCAUCAAGAAUUAUACCUCUGCCACAGACUACUGGCAAUUCCGUAAAAUGUUCACAUUACAAUUAUCAUUGGCAUGCUUGUGUGAAUAUGCUUUGCACUUGACGGCAACCAAUGCCGAUAUGAUGUACAUCCACCAAGACUCUGGUCUCAUAAAUAUUUCAUACUUUAAAUUUGACAUUGACGAAGCGACCGAUGAGCUGGGCGCUAAUCGAGCCGUUCCAUUCCGAUUGACACCGAAUAUCGUUGAAUUUUUGUCAAACAUCGGCAUAACCGGACCAUUGACGGCAUCGGCCAUUGUAACUGCACGCUGUUUGGUUCAACCCAAUUUCAAAUUGCCAACAAUACUGCGAGCAAUUUUGCGUGAUGAAAUCAUCGCUCUGCACAAGAAGCGUUUGAAGGAUGAGAAGAUGCAACAGGAGGCCAACGGCGAAAUCAAUCCGGAGAGUCCAUCGAACGAUGAGAUCAAAGUGAAUGUGGAAAGCAUUAUUGUGUUUGUCAACAAAGCGGUCAAUUCAAUAAUGGGCCGGCUCAACAGUAUUUCAUAUUUUGACAAUGUCGAAAAUAACAAAAUGAGCACACUCGUUCAAGCUGCUCACAAUCCAGACAAUCUCUGUCGCAUGGAUCCUGCUUGGCAUCCAUGGGUGUAAACAACCACCGCAACCAUUUUAUAUCUCUACACGAUGAAUGCGCGACCGCGAUGAAAUCACGAAAUUACUUUUUACUCUUUUGAAAUUAAAUUCAUGUUUUUUAAUAGGAAAAAUUGUUCGACAGCUAUGUAACGUACUCUAAUUCAAAUUGGAUACUUAUUCCAAAAACUUUUUAAAAAAAAUUGAAUGUUGUAAAUAAAUAAACUUGAUGAAUAAAAUAUAAUCAAUUAGUGAGAUAAGCAGAAAAGAAAA
Molecule: messenger RNA, 12375 nt
Organism: Sitodiplosis mosellana (orange wheat blossom midge)
Lineage: Eukaryota; Metazoa; Arthropoda; Insecta; Diptera; Cecidomyiidae
Gene: Nipped-A
Product: transcription-associated protein 1
Biological process (GO): DNA repair; regulation of DNA-templated transcription
Cellular component (GO): NuA4 histone acetyltransferase complex; SAGA complex; nucleus
Molecular function (GO): transcription coregulator activity; protein binding
Source: RefSeq, a predicted model, not a curated record